Leptopilina boulardi is the source of this 4398-nucleotide messenger RNA. It is a transcript of the gene Vang, whose product is annotated as vang-like protein 1. The coding region runs from base 474 to 2207 and encodes 577 amino acids. NCBI's taxonomy places the organism in Eukaryota, Metazoa, Arthropoda, Insecta, Hymenoptera, Figitidae. The record is from RefSeq and is a predicted model, not a curated record. Gene Ontology annotation, cellular component: plasma membrane. The transcript is spliced from 4 exons. Gene Ontology annotation, biological process: multicellular organism development; Wnt signaling pathway, planar cell polarity pathway; establishment of planar polarity.
UCUGCUUUUGGGAACGGAAUGCAGAAGUCAGAAGACGAAGACAGACAAAGAGAAGAGAGAAAGAGAGAGAGAAUGUGUAAUAAGACGGAAUGAAAAGAGGGAUAUAGUUAAAAAAGGGGUAGAAAAUGAUAAACGCUAGGCGUGUCGGCGUCGUUUUUUAUAAAAUUUGUCAAUGACAUUUGGUUUUUUAAUAAAAAGUAAAGUUCACCAACAAUAUUUAAGUGAAGUGCCAAUAAAAAGGAUUUAUACGGAUGACAUUUCUAUCAAGAAUAUGAUGCGAAGAGCGUGGGAUACAAUAAUGAGAAUUGAAAGGAUCGAGAAGGCACGCAAUGGAUAGCGUGCUAUCUAAAUUAUCCACGAGGUUUAUAACCUAUUGAAAAAUACGAAAUGUCUGCGUGGAUGUAGUUUGCCAAUGUCCAAAAGAAGGGAAUGCUUGUUUUGGGUAAAUUUUGGGCGAUAGCCUGUGCCAGGUUAUGGAGACAGAGAGUAUAAAAUCAGGGGCUAGUGAGCAUAGCCAUAGCCUUCAUAGCAAAGGUUCUCAAAAACAUCAUCAUCAUCGCACGCAUAGCAACAAAUCUCAUCAUCGACACAACUCACAUCGAAACACAAGUAAAAGUAAUCGAGGUCAAAGGAAAGACCGCCUUAAUUUGGAUACGAAUGAUAUGGCCCCAUUUCAAACGACUGUCAAUAUACGUGGUGAAAGUGUCGAUAACAUGGGUCAGGAAGUAAUUGAGGUGCAAAUCCUACCCCAGGAUGAAAAUUGGGGAGAAAAUACAACUGCUGUCACGGGAAAUACUUCUGAUAGAUCAGAAUCAACAGAAGAUGUCAGUCAUUGGCCAAAUGAUAUGGAAAGUUCAUUUGGUUUCAAAUGCCAUCGAUAUGUGGGCAUGAUGGUAGCAAUGUUCCUUGGAAUAAGCGCCUUUUUAAGUCCUAUUGCUAUGGUUAUACUGCCAAAAGUAGCAUUUUUACCUGAACAUUUAUCCGUUCUACCAGUGGAGAAAAAAUUAGAGCUGCUCGCCUGUAAUGCCGAAUGUAAAGGACAACUUCUUGGAUUAACGUUUAAAUUAGUUUUAUUAGGCAUAGGAACAUGGGCAGUUUUUUUACGGCCUAGAUAUGCAACAAUGCCAAGAGUUUAUCUCUUUAGAGCUGGGGUUCUUGUUUUAACCAUGCUGUGCAUUUGUACUUACUGGUUAUUUUAUAUUGUACAGUUAACAGAGAUUGCAAAAAGUGUUUCCAAUGGGGAGUUAUCGGGUUACAAAAAUUUGGUGGCCUAUGCGAGUACAUUUUCCGAUACGCUACUAUUUAUUCACUACAUUGCUGUUCUUUUAAUUGAGAUUCGUCAAUUACAACCAAUGUAUUAUCUCAAGGUGGUAAGAUCUCCAGACGGAGAAUCAAGAUCCUAUGCAAUUGGACAAUUGUCAAUACAACGAGCGGCUGUUUGGGCUUUGGAGAAAUAUUACACCGAGUUCUCAAUCUAUAAUCCCUAUUUGGAUCGAUUGCCAGUUUCAAAAUCAGGUAGGAAACAAUCGAGUUUUAAAUUCUACGAUGUAGAUGGAACUGUGACGAGCGGUGGACAAAAUCGCAGUGGGAAUGGAGGCGAUCGUGCUGUUCUUGCUGCACAGGCACGACGUAGGGAUUCAAGUCAUAAUGAGAGAUUUUAUGAGGAACACGAUUACGAGAGGCGUGUACGAAAGAGAAAAGCACGUCUCAUUACAGCUGCGGAGGAGGCCUUUGCUCAUAUUAAACGUUUACAUUCGGACGCUGAUUCAGCGCCAAAUCCAGGUCCAAUGGAUCCAAUGGAAGCUGCGCAAGCUGUAUUUCCCUCAAUGGCAAGAUCAUUGCAAAAGUACCUGAGAGUAACGCGACAACAACCACGUCAUUCGGUUGAGGCAAUUCUUGCGCGACUCGCACGAUGUUUAGCGCAGGACGCGGCACCAAAAGCCUUUUUAGAACCAUUUUUCACCUCAAGUCCAGUGCUUUCGCACGAAAAAGAACGACAAAGAAAAUCACAACAUUGGGCUUUAGUUUGUGAGGGUGAAUUACCCUCACGGCUAAUCACUGAUGGAUGUGAAUUUCAAUUGCGACAGGGUGAAGUUGCAUUACUUUGUACGGUUCAACGAUUGCCACAUUUUAAUCUCACUGAGCAACUCGCUCAUCCUAAGUCUAACAAAUUUCUUCUCAGGCUUAAUUCAGAGACUUCCGUGUAACAAUAACCAGGUUGUGUUCAUAGAUAAACUAAUUUUCUCGUAAAUGAAAUUUAAAUCAAGAAUUUUUUUUUAAUUAAAAUAGAUAUAUUUUAAUUUAAAUAGUAUUAAACCAUUUGACUUUUAUCUAUAUAUUUUAAGAAAUAGAAAAAUUUACUCACCAUUAUUAUUUUUCUCCAAUUAAUAGAUUUCAGUUCCUUUGGUAUAUCUGUAAAAUAGAAAAGUCAAUGGAUUAAUACGUAUUUAGUUUUAAUAAUUUAAUUAUUAUUUACAAAUUUUAAUACUUUUUAAAAGUGUUAGUUUUUUUUUUAAUUUUUAAGUAAAUUUUGACUACAUUUAUUUGUUAUUUAAUAAUCUCUUGCCAAGGAAAUGUUUAUAUACUCAGGGAACUUUUGUUCCAUUUUCAAAUACAUUUAAUUAUUGCGAAUGAUAAAUAAUAAUUCACAUUAGUUUUUAAAUUAUACAUUUAGUUAUGAUAAAUGAUAAGUUGUUCAUCAUGAUCAUGUUGCUUUUAAUUAUUUUUAUUUUGGAAAUAAUUCGAGUGAUUAUAUUGAAUAAGACUUAAUGUAUUGAUCUCUUCUUUUUUCUUCUUUUUUUAAAAAAGUAUGGACAUGCCAUGGGAAUUUUAGUUAUUAAAUAAUUAAUUAAAUUAUUUUUAAUUGCGAAGCUUUUAAAAUAAUCAAUAUUAUCGAACAAUUUAUAUUGCAACGAUGCUCAGUGUCUUAUAUAAACCAAAGUUGGAAGAAAAUCUAGAAAUAUAUAUUGCAUUUGACAAAUUUAUAACUCAAGAAAUCUUGUCAAUUAUAAAGAGAAGCUUUUUUAUAAAAUAAUCUUGUUUUGAAAUACGAGAUUGUUACAAUUAAAUAGUAAAUUUUGAUUUUUAAAUCAAUAUUUUUCUCAGAAACUUGAUUUUUAAUUUAUUUAAUAAAACAAGUUUUACAAAUUAUAAAAUAAUUUUUUAUAGUUUUUUGAGAAAAAAAGAUAGUUCUCAUUGAUAAAAUUAAAUAAUUAACGUUAAUUCAAACAAAAUUUGACUUUAAUUUGAAUUUGAGAACAAUGCAAAUAUUGUUAAAGUUUUGUAAUGAAAAAACUACUUUGAAGAAUGCAAAAAUAACAUAUUUGCAACUCUCUUGUUAUUUGCGCACUAUACUCAUUUUAUAAGUUUGAAAAGACAUAUUUUUAUUAGUGAAAAUUCAUUUUCACAGGCACAAAUUAAGCAUAAUAGAAAUAAUGAACGCGUGAAAAUGUGUGUGCAUGUGUACAUGUAUAUUUAAUAACAGCAGAUCAUUUUUAAAUUACAAAUUAUAUUAUUAGAAAAUUUGUGAAAUACAAUAAUGAAAAUGGCAAUGUUGUUGACAUGCAAUCCAGCACUUGUAAUUAAAGCACACGGCUUUAAAUGUUGGUAACGUCAUUUUUUUUAUUUAUAGCACUUAAAAAAAUUCCAUUUUUACAAUAAUUAAAAAUAAUUUUUUUUUUGUUUUUAAAUUUAGUUUUUAAUUUGCUGCCAAAGGUAAAAGAAAAUUCACGAAUUCUUGCUCAGUUUCUUUAGUUUAAAACUUGAACGAAAAUACUCAAUGUGUUAUAGUUUUUAAUUUACAAAAAAAAAAUUUCAAGAGCUAAUUGUUCCAGGAACCAGCUCUCUAAAUGAAGGAUCUGUUUCAAUUUUGAAAAAAAAAACUAUUUAAUAUUGUAAAUAAUUAAAAAAAAAAAAAUAGAGAUUAAGUCGCUAUCGGUGGUGGAUACGACGGUGCAGGACUUUGUAAAAAAUAGCUAUAUGUUAAAAAAAUAUCUAUAAAAAAAGAGCCUCUCUCUGCCUUUAUUAUUAUACACGUAAGUGAAGGGGAUCUAAAAAUAUAUAUAUAAAAAGAGAAAAAAAAACCGAAAAAUUGAACAAAUUUCCGCUUCACUUUUUAGCGACAAUGAGAUAUCAGUAUUUUUAUGGCCACAUAUCAGAGAUUUCAUAUACACUUUGUGAUUCUUUUUUAACGCAAAAAAAAAAAAAAAACAUAGAAGGAUAGAUGAUAGAUAUUCUUUACACAAUUUUAAGUGUAAGGCACAAAGGACUUUUUUUACUGUAUUUUUGUGAGUACACGAUUUUUGUGCGUUGUAGAUUUUGUGACUUUUUAUUUAUAUACACGCCUAAAAUGAGAAAAAAAAUGUAUUGAAUAAUAAAUAAAAAAAAAUUCACGUAAAA